GCAUUUUUAAAAUUUCCAAAUUUUGUCUUAUGCUGAAAGGAAAGCAAUACCUAAAGUGCGACAAAGACAUAAAAUGAAUUCACUUGUAAGGUUUUUUAUAUUCAUAGCAUGUCUCAACCUGAUAUGCCUUAUGCGAAUUGUUUACGAGGUAUUCAAAUAAUCAAAUUCGUGCACAUUGAAGGCUUCCUUUAUAUGGCAUUGUAGCUUGAAAAGUUUUGGCAUUUGUGAUUUUUCGGUACAAUUCAAAAUUUCUAUGCUAAAUGGAGAAAAAUUUCAAACUCAGCUCUAAAAGCUACUACCAAAAUACUGAAACCACACUAAUACUUAUACGUAAACCUUAUACAAUAUUAUUCACUACGAACUAAAACCACAAUUUAAAAAUGUCAUGCUUUAAGAGCGACAAGCUCGACUGCAAGUGCCCCGUCGAGUGUCCGACAAUCCAGUUAACCAAGAAACGUCGUUACACCUGGAUGAAUUCAAGUGGUUGCGUAGUCAGUCGUCCGCUGACGGACUACGAGUGCCAGCUGGAGGAUGAUGUGCAACAGCUGCAGGAUGCUCUAUUCUCAAUAUCCUCGCACUAUGCCAAGAUUCAGUUCCGAUUGCGUCAGAUAGCCACAUCCUCGGGCUACGAGCAGGAGUGUCUGCUGCGCGAACUAGAGCGGAUCACAAGCCAGGGCAUCGAUAAGAGCCAGCUACACGACGAGCUGCCCAACUUGUUGAGCGACUCGCACAGCUUUGGCAAUGUGCGUGUCAAGCAGCAGAAGAUCAUCUCGGAUAUUAGGAGUCGGCUCACGAACCUGGCCGAAGUGGCCGAUGUGUGUUUCUGCGCAGAGUCCGAGAGUAGCUAUAAUUUGCGUAAAAAUCAUCAGCGACAGCUGGAGGAAGCAGCUUUCGUGGACGAACCAACCAACCAACCUACCACAGAGGAACAUGAGAAGAACUGUUCGUGUGUCGUUUGUCAGGAACGUAUGGAGGAAAAAUGCAAAAUGCCAGCCUAUGAGCGGGGCUAUUUGACGGAGACCUGGCCGAGCGAGGACAACAUUGAUGAGCAAGCCCAAACCAAGAAGAAGAAAAAGCCCAAAAAAAUUAGUCUGGAGAAAAUGUUAAGCCAAGAAAGUCACCUGUUAAAUCCUUGUCGCUCCAAUAUAAGUCGCUCCGCUGUAAGUGUUGCUAGUGGUAAAAAAACCCCCAAGGAAAGAAAUUCCACACACAGAAAUCCACGAAUCAAUGGGGUACAUAGCGCUAGAAGUCUCAAUCGCGGAAGUUCUGUUAACAGUAAAAGUUUUUCCAAAAGUAAUCAGAAUAUCAAUAGACAAAAGAAAGGUGUAUCGCAGAAACCAUCAAGGCCGCAACAAUUUUCUCCAAGAAGCUCGAGAAUGCAAAAUGGUUUCGAUGCAGCUGAGGGUGGAGAGAAGUGCGUCCGUGAUUGUAAAUGUCCAGGAUCAAAGCGUAGUAGUCCAAGGGUCUCAGCAUCAAUGCAAAACUCCAAGGGUCAAAGUGAGCUGAAAAAGAGAAAGUCUAGCAAUGGAGCAAUAAAAGGUCCUCAGAGCUCUAAAAUGAAAUAUGCUAGCAAUCAAAUAGAAAGUAAUACAGCUCCAGAACCAACACGGAGGUCCCAGAGCAGCCCCAGUAAUUCAGUAGAGUAUAAAGCGAAACGCACGAAUAUGAAUAGAGCCAAGGAUACACUCCGACGUAAUCCCCAGAGCUACAUAACGUUAUUGUCUGGCGAUCAAGUAGAGCAUAAAAAUAAAAACAUGAAUAUCAAAAAAGCUAAGGAAUCACCAAGACUAAGUCCGCAGGGCUCGGAAAUGCAAUACUCCAAAACUAAUGAUCAGUUACAAAGCGAAUGCAAGUCCACAAAUUGCAAAGCAAGUUGCGCUGAGACCUCUACAACGAUGUGCCCUGGCAAUCAAGUAAAACAUAAUGUGACUAUCAAGAGAUCAACACGAUGUACUCUUCAGACCUGCAUGGCGCAAUACCCCGACAAUCAAGUAGAGCCCAAGAAUAAAAGCAUGCGUAACAAUAGAGCUAGAGAAUCACCCCGAAGUAGUUCACCGAGUCCAAGAAAUCAAUCGCUCAACAAUCAAUUAGAGCCCAAGAAUAACAGCAUGCGUAACAGUUCACCCGGAAGUAUUUCACCGAGUCCAAGAAUUCAAACCCCCGACAAUGAAGUAGAGCCCAAGAAGAACAGCAUGCGUAACAGUUCACCCGGAAGUAUUUCACCGACCUUAAAAAUCCAAUGUCCUAACAGACGAGUAGAACCGAAAAAGGAAUGCAAACAAAGCUGUGAUUCACAGAGAAAGAGCCUAAAGGCAAGUAAAUCUAAAAAUAGAAAUCAAUCCAGCGGACAAAGUUCUCCUCAAAAUGAGAUAAUGCAAUGCGCUCAAGAUGGUUGUGAGUUUAGCAGGUCCAGCCUUAGAUCUAAGGAAUCACAACAACGCCCUGCCAAAAAAGUGCAAUACAUGGAAUGUGAAUGCUCAAGCGAGUCGGAACUAAGUUCUGGACGUCAAAACAGCCUAACUACCGUCCUCAGCCAGGACCCGGAAAAUAAGGAGGGGGAUUUCCAAAGUAGACAGGUGCCAAAGUACAACUGUACCUUAGCAGAGAUGUCCACACAGUUUGUUCAUAAACGUGACGCCAGAACAUUAUGCGACAUGCGAUCUUGUAAGUCUGUUUGUUCUAAAACCGGCACAUGCUGGGAUCAGCAGCCGGAUGAAAAGAGUAAAAAAGCAAGCAAAAAAGAAUUGAAAACUUGUGACAAUGAAACCUGCUCUCUUAAGCAGGCCAAAAGGCAAGCGAAAAAGAAGCCCGAAAAGAAAGAGAACAAGAAGGAUUUGAAAUCAAAAUCUAUGACUCUGAUAUCAGACAUAAAGCCGUUGACAUCAGCACUAAAAGCCCCGCGCAACUUCGUCGAGACCCAGAAGAAUACUUACCUAAUCUAUCCAAAUGUUCCCGCUAAAUAUGGAUCUCAAACUAAAAACAAGUGUGGACGACGUUUCUGUAGAUUGUUUUGUAACAAGUUUAGCAAAACCAUGGUAGAUCAAGAUAUUAAGAAAGUGCCUAGAGAACUUAAACUAAGCGAGAGCUUGACUAACCCCUUCCCUCAAACGUCCACAUGCCAAGGCCACGAGUCUGUGCUUCAAGAACUAAAGUCUCGCUUCAGGGCUAAAGAGUUGGGCGCAAAAGAUGGAAACUGGCGACUGGCUAAGCUAUAAUCAUAAGCUAUCUUAAAACACUCUCAAAUGGCAGGAACUCUGGAACCACUUUGAAGGUGUUUUAGUUUAGUUUAGGAUUAUACUUGCUUCCGAUAUGUGGUAGGUCGUAUGAUUUAUAUUGUAUGAUGGGGUGUUAUGUAAGCCGUACUAAAUGUUAAAUGGGCUCAAGUCCAGCAGAUGUGCCAUGCACAGGGUCUUAGUACUCAGAGAUCAUCUCGCUAUAAGCAGCGUGAAAGCUGGACCCUGCUGUUGAUCUUGGCCAAUAAUAUCAAAGUGCAAAGUCGGGUAAUUAUGCGUCUGUUAUUAUAUAGCAUUUGCGUGUUUGGAUAUUUAGUAAAAUAAUAAAGAGCUCUCUAUAUAUUGUUGUUCAUAAUUCAA
Messenger RNA from Drosophila montana, 3593 nucleotides. RefSeq lists its product as uncharacterized. The coding region runs from base 381 to 3215 and encodes 944 amino acids. The record is from RefSeq and is a predicted model, not a curated record. Lineage: Eukaryota; Metazoa; Arthropoda; Insecta; Diptera; Drosophilidae. The transcript is spliced from 4 exons.